UCGGCGAAAACAUCUCACAGUCGUGGCAUACAAGAGAUGCUUCCGCCCGGCCCUGUCUAGCACCCGAACAAUAUUUUCGCUAUGAUUUCGAGGCUGUGAAGAGACCUUGACUUUCGAAACAUCCGCUGAACUCGGCGUCAGUGCCAGCAGACGACCGCCAUGGGUUUGUGCAAGUGCCCCAAGAAGAAAGUGACGAACCAGUUUUGCUACGAGCACCGAGUGAACGUCUGUGAACAUUGCAUGGUGUCACAGCAUCCUACGUGCAUUGUGCAGAGCUACCUCCAGUGGCUUCAGGACAGCGACUAUGACCCCAUUUGCCAGCUGUGCCGACAGGGACUCUCCACCGACGCGUGCACAAGGCUCAUGUGCUACCACGUCUUCCACUGGAACUGCCUGGACCGCCACUGCCAACAGAUGCCGCGCCACACCGCACCGGCCGGUUUCGGCUGUCCCACGUGCGGGGCGGCUGUGGUGCCCGCCACCAACGUGGCCUCGCCGGUCGCAGACGCGCUCAAGCUGCUGCUCAGGUCGACCGACUGGGCCAACGCCGGCCCUACGUCGGCACCCCCGCAGGAGACGACACCAAAGAAGGAGCAGAGGGCGGCGGCCGGACCCCAGGGCGACCCCCCCUCGGCGAACGGCAGCCCUGCCCCUCCCCUGACCCCCUCGGUCCCCUCGCAGUGGGGGCCCAAGAGCCCCAGCCCCGCGCUCCCCACCGCACUCCACGGGAGCACCUCGUCCGAGAACAACGUUGGGGCCUACGGCUCCACCGUCAACAGUAAUGUGACGUCAGCACGCAAAGUGUUCACAGCCACGCAGAGCAGCUUCGUGACGUCUGCCCCCGACUACGACGAAGACAAGUACAAGCGGCGUUCGGGGUUCGAGCUCUUGUCUCGCUGGAUCAAGUCGCGGACGGUGCUGGGCGGCAGCAGGAGGCGCGACCCGCACGCCUUCCUCAAGCGCUGGGUCAUCCUGUCGCUGCUGCUCGUCCUGGCGCUCUUUACCGUCGUCUACUUCCUCAUGCACUGGGGAAGGGCGUCCGCGGACUCGGACCCACUGCUCGACCCCCGCUUCAACCCGGAGAUUCACGUGCGCGAUGAGCCACACCCGGACCAAAGUCUCGAUGGCGGCAGGCAUCCGGCCGGCAUCGAGCCCCGCUAGACGAUGCUCCCUCAUCCCUGGGUCCUGAUUUCGUUCAAGCCGCGCAGCACUUUGUCUUUGAUAUCAUAAUAAUAAAGCGGUACGUCUGGUUAAACCUU
Molecule: messenger RNA, 1259 nt
Organism: Ixodes scapularis (black-legged tick)
Lineage: Eukaryota; Metazoa; Arthropoda; Arachnida; Ixodida; Ixodidae
Product: zinc finger protein-like 1 homolog
Exons: 6
Coding region: 160-1161 (333 amino acids)
Cellular component (GO): Golgi apparatus
Source: RefSeq, a predicted model, not a curated record